GAGAGGCUCCAAAAAAUAUUACUCAUGAGAAACUUAUUUGUUUGUUAUUAGUGAGAAGGACAUAGCCACAUGUUUUAUUCGGCGAUAUGUGUGACGUUAGCUGUUUUUAUAUCUUUGUAGAGGGAGUGAUUAUUGUCUGUGUAAGAAAUGCACGGAAACCUCCAUAGAUAGACGCUCCCUCAUAUCCACCACUGCAUUUUAUCACGUGUCUAGACGGAGCGCAUACCAAAGCCAUAGCGGCCAGACCAGGAAGUAAAAUACCUGAGUCGCCAUGUUGGAGAGAGAAGCAUUCUCUGAACAAAUCUAUUAAGGUGUCUGACCAUGUACCCCCGUACUUGGGCCCAGGAUGUGUUACGUUGUCAUCUCUGUGAGACCGCGGGCCCCCCAUAUGUACUGUGACAUUUGUCAUAUACAUCUGUGUAAAGCCUGUGUGGGGGAACAUCUCUCUGAUGAAUCCAAAGAACACAAAGUGGUAACAUUCAAAAAGCGGGGAUUCGCACCUGAAUGUUCAAAACAUUCCAGAAAAUUAUGUGAACUUUAUUGCGAACAAUGUAACAUUCCUAUUUGUUUGCAGUGUAUCUCCUCUGGUGAACAUUCAGGACACAAAGCAAUUGAAAUUUUUAAAAGUCUUGAAACCAAGAAAGAAGUAUUACAGAGAGAUUUACAAGAAUUAGAGAAAUUGAUUUAUCCUAAAUACCACGAGAUUGUAUCUAAUAUCCCAGUUCAGAAAGCUGAUCUGCAAAAAAACUCCAAGAAAUUAACAACAGCUUUACACAAACAUGGAGAAGACUUGCACAGAGAAAUAGACAUUGCCAUCCAAAAACUGAAAUCUGACGUGGAUGAAAUGGAAUCCAAACACCUGGUUGUCCUUGAUAAGCAGGAAAAUGAAAUCAAACACAGUAUUUCUGAAAUUACAAAGUGCAUCGCUGAUCUGAAGAAAUUACUGAACUCCAAUGAUGUCAGCCUUGUCUCUGCCUACAACUCAAGGAAUACUGAAUUCAGAAGAUUGCCUCCUAAACUCACAGUUUCCUUACCAAGAUUCACCCCUCAGAAGAUUAACAAAGAACAGAUUUAUCAGCAGAUUGGUUCUCUGUCAGCGUUAUCCAUCAAAACAGAAGAACAUGGCUACACAAUGGAUUCUCCUGGUGCUGAGUCCUCUCCCAUUGACAGACCGUUCAUUGAUGUACCACGGAUCAUCACAGAUAUACACACAGAGUAUGGACAAUCUAAUAAAUUACUCAGUGUGUCCUGUCUGAGUGAUGAUGAACUGUGGACGAGUGGCAUGGACAACAUGAUGAAACUCUACAACCUCCACAGUAAACUAGUGAAGUCAAUCCAAACCAAGUCAGGGAAGAUACCAUCUGACACAGCAGUGACACAGAGUGGUGAGCUAGUUUAUACUGAUGUCAGUGAUAGAACUGUGAACAUAGUGAAGAAUACACAGAUACAGACAGUGAUCAGACUACAGGGGUGGAGACCUCUCUAUGUCUGUAGUACCUCCUCUUGUGGCCUCCUGGUUGUCAUGAUCACUGAUGAUAAGAAACAAUCGAAAGUUGUGCGUUAUUCUGGCUCCACAGAGAAACAAACGAUUCAAUACAAUGAUAUUGGUCAACCUCUCUAUUCAUCUGAUACUUACCCUAAAUACAUCAGUGAGAACAAGAACCUAGAUAUCUGUGUAGCUGACUAUAGUGCCAGUGCAGUAGUGGUAGUCAAUCAGGCCGGGAAACUCCGGUUUACCUACACUGGUACUCCCUCUACUACCAAGGAAUCAUUUUAUCCAGCCGGCAUCACUACAGACAGCCAGGGUCGGAUCCUGACAACAGACCAUAACAACCACCGUAUCCACAUCCUGGAUCAGGACGGACAGUUCCUCCGCUACAUAGACAACUGUCAUUUACAGAUUUCAUCAGGUUUAUGUGUCGACACCAGAAACAACGUCUUUGUGGCUGAAUGGAAAACUGGUAAAGUGAAGAAAAUCCAAUAUUACAUGUAAACAAACUGUGAUCACAAUGUCACAUGUCAACAAAGUGAACAUCAAAUAACAAUGUAGAUAAUUAUUAACUGAUUAGAUUUGUAAAAUGUUUUAAAUAUCAAUAAACUGUUUAUAUAUAUCAGAAGUAACAAAAGUGUGUUUGUUGUAUGUUUCAUCAAACUAUGAAGAAUGUAAACAUUGAGAGACUGUAUAUCAGUUAUGUAUAUAUGCAUAUGAUUACUGUAUGUUUCUAUAUUUUACAUACUUUACAUGUAUUAAAAAGAAAUGAAAUAAAAUAUAAUUAUUCAA
This is a messenger RNA of Magallana angulata, 2281 nucleotides long. RefSeq lists its product as uncharacterized. The record is from RefSeq and is a predicted model, not a curated record. Lineage: Eukaryota; Metazoa; Mollusca; Bivalvia; Ostreida; Ostreidae. Gene Ontology annotation, biological process: protein polyubiquitination; proteasome-mediated ubiquitin-dependent protein catabolic process. Gene Ontology annotation, molecular function: protein binding; zinc ion binding; ubiquitin protein ligase activity. The coding region runs from base 347 to 1993 and encodes 548 amino acids. The transcript has 3 exons.